AUGGCUGCUGUGAGGCUUCGGGAGCUGGCUUCAUCUCAACUGUACCGGCGUCGGUAUGAGCGUAACAGCGGCGUGCUGGAGCUAUGGCAGAGCCGGACUGAGUCCAAGAGCAGGAGACCGGGUUUCUUUCAGUUUGAAGGCAGGAAGUAUUGUGAACAUGAUUUCCAGAUGCUCUUUGCACCUUGCUGUGGACAAUGCGGGGAGUUCAUCAUUGGCCGUGUCAUCAAAGCAAUGAACAAUAAUUGGCACCCGGACUGUUUCUGCUGUGAGAUUUGCUCUGUGGCUCUGGCUGACCUGGGCUUUGUCAAAAAUGCAGGCAGGCAUCUCUGCAGACCCUGUCACAACCGAGAGAAGGCAAAGCGCCUUGGCCAGUAUAUCUGUCAGAAAUGCCACCUCAUCAUUGAUGAACUGCCACUAAUGUACAAGAGUGAUGCUUAUCACGCUGAUCAUUUCAACUGUACCCACUGUGGGAAGGAGCUGACAGCUGAGGCUCGAGAGCUGAAAGGGGAACUCUACUGUCUCCCCUGCCAUGACAAAAUGGGCAUCCCAAUCUGCGGAGCGUGUCGUCGACCUAUUGAAGGGCGAGUGGUGAAUGCUUUGGGGAAACAGUGGCAUGUUGAGCAUUUUGUUUGUGCAAAAUGUGAGAAGCCAUUUCUGGGACAUCAUCACUUUGAGCGGAAAGGACUGGCCUAUUGUGAGAAACAUUACAACCAGCUGUUUGGAGACGUUUGUUAUCACUGCAACCAUGUGAUUGAGGGAGAUGUGGUCUCGGCUCUGAACAAGACCUGGUGUGUUCAGUGCUUUGCCUGCUCCACCUGCAGCACCAAACUCACCCUGAAGAAUAAAUUUGUGGAGUUCGAGAUGAAGCCUGUGUGUAAGAGAUGCUACGAGAAGUUCCCCUUGGAACUGAAGAAGCGACUGAAGAAAAUGUCUGAGAAGAGUGGUCGCAAGUGAGGCCCACUUAAGAGAGUUCAUUAGUCCCCCGCUCCAGUCUAUUCCAAAUGGUUCCUCUGUACUCCAAUGCCAGCCAGAUUACACUCUGGAAAGCAAUGAUCAAUGUGAGAGACAAAAGUGUAUGUUUAACUGAAGAUAAUACUUUAUAAUCAUUAUAACCCUAUUUAAAUAUAUAUAUAUGUAUCUUUGUAUAUGUGGUAUGUUGAGGGAAUAAUGCAGGUUAACUGUUUAAAUAUUGCCUUUCCAAUGAUAGGACCCAGGUUUGAGUCUAUUCCAGACUGACUGGAAAAAUCCUACCUCAGUCUGUAAGAAUCAAAGUUAAAAUCUGCCAACACUCUUUGUAAUGGCACAGACUCUUCACCCUUGAUAAAUUCAGAGCUUCCGUCUGAUCAGAACUGAUAACCUGACCUUUCUCUCUCUUCACUGAUAACCCGAUUUCGCUCUCUCUUCAAUGAUGGCUCAUUCUCGCUCUCCGUAGAGAGCCCAGCGACAACAGCAGAUUGCAUUUAUAUAGCACCUUUAUCAUAGUGAAAGGCUCCCUCUUUAUUUGGUUUCCAGUGUUAGCCAUAUUUGACCUGUUUUUGCAUUGAAUUAAUUGUCAGUGCGCAUUAACAUCAUAUUUUAACUCUCAAUGAUAACAGACAUGUCCCAUGGGUGUAUGAGAAACAGAAAUGGAACAUUUUGGAAUGAGUUUUUGCGUGGGACCCAUGCAGGGGGUAUUAACUCUGAUAUAUAACCUGUGUAAUGCCUGACCUAGGAAUGCUUAGUGGUACAGCUUAGAGGGGGCUUUACCCUGCGUCUAAUCCAAGCUACACCUGAAUGGGCUACCAAAUCAGGCAGAGUAGAUGGAGCUGUGCUUUCUAUACACUUGCUUUGGAGCCCUUAACCUCACAAUGCUGAGAAAGCUUCACUUUGCCACUAACGUGCACUGGGAAUGAUUGAAGGGACUGCUUGACGUAAGUUUUAUCCAUCCUGUUCCUAACUUGGGGAGUUGCCAGAGUGCAAAAAUUGGGACACUUUGAACUCAUUACUAGUGUCACCCUCAUAAAAAUCACUAACCAUAAUCCAAUUUAAGUGGCUGCACUGUGAAAUCCGUAAUGUUCUCAGACAGCUGUCAGGAUAUGUGUUUUGGGUGAAAGGUCAUUCCUCAGAGUCUGAAAUGGGAGAUUUAGCUCAAUGAUUGUUAUCGCGACUCACAAUAUCUCCGCACACUGCAACUAAUUCUGGGCAAUGCACGAAUAAAGGCACAGAAUAGCUGGUCAGACACUGCCAGUAUAUGAGCUGUGUGCUCCUUCAUAUAGUGUAACGGGACCUAAUAGAAUUAUAGAUGAAAACAGGCCUGUCUGCCUGUUGGAGAAUGGAAAUCAAUCAAGGGCUCUAUCACCAACUGAGCCUAACCCUGCUUCCUUUGCUUGAUUGAGAUAGAUUCAAAAAACGUGCUCUUAUUGCAUAUUGGUGAAAUUUGUAGCCUUUUCAAAAUAUAAACAAAAAAGCAACACCCAAUUAAAACCAAAGCUUCCACCCUCAGCUUUAAAAUUAAUGAAGAAUUAAAUCAUAAGAUGCAAAUUUAUAAACUUAAACUCUAGGCGGCAUUAGAGAAGGUGCAAAAAGCCUUACUUGAAUGGUUCCAGAGGUGAGGGAAUUCAGUUCCAUGGAUAGAUUGGGGAAAUUGGACCCUUAGUCCAGGGGUGAUGAGGUCAAACUCUAAAGCCAAUGUUACCAAUAUCAGCCGAGUCAGUGCGGACUGGGGGUGGAACCUGCCCCUUAAGUUCCAGUCAACUACCAGGGUUGUGAGGGGACAGGAGUUGGGGGGCAGCUUUGAAGCUAGGCCUACUCGCUGAUUGCCCUCUGUCUCUUGCCUCAUCCACUUCAUUGUGCUGAGGUUAGGCCUUUCUCACCCACAGCUAUCUUAACAAAACUCCUGAUGCUAUUAGGUUCUGAGGAAGGCUCUACAACAAAACGUCUUUUACCAGAUCCAAAAUCCUGGAACUCCCUCCCUAACAGCACUGUGGGUGUACCUACACCACAUGGACUGCAAUGGUUCAAGACGGCAGCUCACCACCACCUUCUCAAGGGUAAUUAGGGAAGGGCACAUCCCGUGAAUGAAUUUUUAAAAAAUUCCUAUAUCCCUAAUGUAUUUAUCCAACUUCUCCUUGAUUGCAUUGAUAUUAUUUUCCUUGACUACUCCCUGUGAUAGCGAGUUUCACAUUCUACAACUCUCCUGCAAAGAAAGUUUCUCUUCAAUUCUCUCAAUGGAGUUUCUUUUCAAUGGAUUGAUUUGGUGACUAUUUUAUAUUUGUGGUCUCAAGUUUUGGUGUGCCCCACAAGUGGAAGCAGCUUCCCUAAGUCAAUAUCAACUCCCUUCAUAACUUUAAAGCCCUCCAUCAGGUCACCCAUUGGCCAUCUUUUCUAGAGAAAAGAGCCACAGCCUCUUUCCUGAUAAGUAUAUCCUCUCACUUCUAGUAUCAAUCUUGUGUAUUUUUAUUUGCAUCUUCUCCACAAUGCCUCCACAUCCUUUGUGUAACUUAUAGGGCAGAACUAUGCACUCUGUCAGGUCAUCCAAACAGACUGGGACUUCCCAGCUUUGAGCCCUGGAAUAUGUCAAGUUAGCUGAUCUCACGUGUACCCCUACAAUUGAUUUUGAUGAUCCUGGUUACUCUCCAGGGACCCUGUUGGAAGUGAAUGUAUGUGGAUGAUGUUUGAGACCCAGAUUAGGUGUGCCUGAUGUGAUGCCCCUUUCUGUUGAAGAGCAACACAUGGCUUGGGGUCUGAGGUCCAUGGAUUGGACGCCAGUUCCUUCAGGAGUGUGGACGAGUGGUGCAAAUUGGCAAAGGAAAAAGGAAAGUGAAUCAUUUGUGUUCCUGUCCAAAUGACCAAUCUGUGAUCAGCAAUGUGUAGGCUCUUAAAGAGUUCAGAGUGCAAAUGUUAGUCAAGAUCACCAGACUAUCGUGAGAAGUGGAAAUGAUGGACCCUCCGUUACACAAUAGGUACCAGACAAUCAUAGGCUUUGCCUUCAAACCAGUCUGAUGGGUGUCUAGGGAUGAGGUGGCCCCACAAUUUCACAUGUAUCUGGUGUUAGCUCUAGACCCAUUCAGUGCCAUAACUUAUGAGGUUCUCUUGUUAGAGCUGAAUCUAGUGAUAAUGGGAGCUUUUGUUUCCACAGCAGAUAUUACUGAUUGUGGUCGACAGCUGCGUAAAGUUAAUAUUUGUAAACUGUUUAUAACUCUUUCCUGUUCUGUUUACACAACCUCAGUAAAGGAUACAACAGUU
Carcharodon carcharias (great white shark) is the source of this 4224-nucleotide messenger RNA. Its product is annotated as LIM and senescent cell antigen-like-containing domain protein 2. Bases 1 to 954 code for a protein of 317 amino acids. Gene Ontology annotation, biological process: positive regulation of integrin-mediated signaling pathway; cell-cell junction organization; positive regulation of substrate adhesion-dependent cell spreading. The transcript is spliced from 9 exons. Gene Ontology annotation, cellular component: focal adhesion; cell-cell junction; cytoplasm. NCBI's taxonomy places the organism in Eukaryota, Metazoa, Chordata, Chondrichthyes, Lamniformes, Lamnidae. The record is from RefSeq and is a predicted model, not a curated record.